UCUUGUAAAUAAUUGAAUACACAAUAAUGCGUCUCGGUUAAUGGAACAAGAGACGAUAUAAUAAAAUAAUACAGAAAGGAUAAUUUGGUAAAUUUAACACAUAGACAACCAUGGUGAAUAGAUAAUAUAUAGUUAAUUAAAUGGACUUGCAUAUCAAGAUUGAAAGGAUAUUCUUCUCAGGUUUGUGGUUUUCACAGAGCAGAUCGAAAUUUUUGCCGUUGAAUCAAUCAAGAAGAUAGGUUGAGUUAAGAUCCUAAACCAUAGAAUAAUUUGCAGGCUAUACAAAGGUAGAGAGACAUUAUGAACACCCUCCGGUCGUUUUGGAACAGUCCAAUUGGUCCUAAAACCACUCAUUUCUGGGGUCCUACCUUCAACUGGAGUCUUCCUAUUGCCGCUGUAAUGGAUACUCAGAAACCACCAGAAAAGAUAUCUGGCAAUAUGACUACAGUAAUGUGUCUUUAUUCGGGAAUAUUUAUGCGGUUUGCUUGGGUGGUGAAACCGCGGAAUAUACAUCUUCUCGUAUGUCAUAUGUCUAAUGAGACAGUACAAUUGUAUCAACUCUCAAGGUGGAUCAGAUCUCAAAGUGGCACUGAGGUGAAGGAAGAGAAAGCAGAAGAGUAAAACCCAGGUUCCAAGUGUAGGCAAAAUAAGUCUUAUGUUACUUGUCAUUCAUUGUUUACUCUUGUAGUUUAAUGUGAUUUGUGGGUUAUAUUAGUCACAUUUCAAAUGAUAUUAUGUUUAAACUUUUUUUUAAAGUAUUUAUCAUAUCAUGUGAUUCAAAAUCA
Molecule: messenger RNA, 785 nt
Organism: Lathyrus oleraceus (garden pea)
Lineage: Eukaryota; Viridiplantae; Streptophyta; Magnoliopsida; Fabales; Fabaceae
Product: mitochondrial pyruvate carrier 1
Exons: 5
Coding region: 301-621 (106 amino acids)
Biological process (GO): pyruvate import into mitochondria
Cellular component (GO): mitochondrial inner membrane
Source: RefSeq, a predicted model, not a curated record